CCUUUUUGUUUAAUAAAUUUGCUAAAAGCUUAAUUUCCUAUACUUUUCUGAUUACAUUACUCGAAAACGACACCGUUUGCUACUCAAUCGUCUUCAAGUUUCAAAAUUUUCCUCACAGAAAUUUGAGUUAGUUCUGUAAUGGCGGAGAAGCCCCAACCAGUAGAGGUUCUCUAUUGUGGAGUUUGCGGGUUACCCGCUGAGUACUGUGAAUUCGGAUCCGAAUUUGAGAAAUGCAAACCCUGGUUGAUCCAAAAUGCACCCGAUCUCUAUCCGGAUCUCCUUAAAGACGCAAAUGGAAAAGAUGCUGAUAAAGUCUCUGAUCAACUCCAGUCGACUUCAAUCUCAGAAGGCUCUUCAACAUCCAAGCAAGAAGAAGUCAAGCGUCUUCCUGGUGGAAAGAUAAAAAAGAAAGAGAGGCAGGAGAUUGUUAUCGAAAAGGUCACAAGAAACAGACGGAAAAGUAUCACUACCAUCAAGGGCCUCGAUCUCUUUGGUGUUAAACUAAGUGAUGCUUCAAAAAAGCUUGGUAAAAAGUUUGCUACUGGAGCUUCUGUGGUUAAGGGCCCAACUGAAAAGGAGCAGAUUGAUGUUCAAGGGGACAUAUCAUAUGACAUUGUGGACUUUAUUACAGAAACCUGGCGAGAUGUUCCAGCAUCUGCAGUAUUCUUCAUAGAAGAUGGGAAAAAGGUUCCAGCUGUGUAAACUUGGGAUUUGACAUAAUCCUGUUUGCAGCAGGGUUUUUCCUGAACGAAUGCUCGUAGAACUGUGAUGGUCAAAAUUUGGGGCGAGAAUAUGUAUCAGCUCUAUAGAGGCGGCUACCAUUCGCCCUCUUUUUUUUUUCUCCCUCCAACAGCUAAUAAAAAGCAAGAUGCAUUUUGCAGUUAGAUGUGGUUUUAUAUGCAGUAUCUCUGCUUGUACAGUUGCUGCAAUUCUUAUAUAUUGUUUAUGGAUCCUGUAUGAUGAAUGAUAUUGAACUAGUUCUUAUGGCAAUGGUUUCUCUGAAUUGGUAUUUA
This is a messenger RNA of Nicotiana tabacum (common tobacco), 1013 nucleotides long. Its product is annotated as translation machinery-associated protein 22. Lineage: Eukaryota; Viridiplantae; Streptophyta; Magnoliopsida; Solanales; Solanaceae. The record is from RefSeq and is a predicted model, not a curated record. Gene Ontology annotation, biological process: formation of translation preinitiation complex; translation reinitiation. Gene Ontology annotation, molecular function: translation initiation factor activity; mRNA binding.